AGGCAUGGCAGAAGGCGCGCAGUGUGGCUGGGAGAGAGCGUUCUGUGAAAAGAACUUCCUGUCUCAAGCAAGGAUGGAAAUCAUUAUAGGAAUGAGAACCCAGUUGCUUGGCCAGCUUAGGGCCUCAGGCUUUGUUAGAAGCAGAGGAGGAGUCGAUAUUAGAGAUGUUAAUACUAAUUCUGAAAAUUGGGCUGUAGUUAAAGCUGCCUUAGUGGCUGGGAUGUAUCCCAAUCUAGUGCAUGUAGACAGAGAAAGCCUGGUUUUGACUGGACCAAAGGAGAAGAAAGUGCGAUUUCAUCCUACCUCUGUUCUUAGUCAACCUCAGUAUAAAAAGAUUCCCCCAGCAAAUGGGCAAGCUGCAGCCAUUCAGGCACUCCCUACAGACUGGCUUAUAUAUGAUGAAAUGACGAGAGCUCACAGGAUAGCAAAUAUCAGAUGCUGUUCUGUUGUAACACCUGUCACUGUGUCACUCUUCUGUGGACCAGCUAGAUUACCAAGUAAUGCUUUGCAGGAACCUUCAUCCUUUCGAGGGGAUGGGGUAUCUAAUGAUAACAGUGAUAGUGAGAUGGAGGACAAAACAACGGCUAAUUUGGCACUACUGAAGUUAGAUGAAUGGCUCCAUCUCAAACUGGACCCUGAAGCUGCUGGUUUGUUGUUGCAACUCAGACAGAAGUGGCAUAGCUUAUUUCUGCGUCGUAUGCGAGCUCCUUCUAAACCGUGGUCUCAAGUUGAUGAAAUAACUGUAAGAGCAAUUGUAACUGUUUUAAGUACUGAAGAACAGUCUGCAGCAUCUACGUGGAAGUCAACCAACAGUAGAAAAAGCUCAGCAGAAACUGAAUUCUCUGAUGACUCCUCUAAUGCUGAAAAGUAA
Messenger RNA from Haliaeetus leucocephalus (bald eagle), 871 nucleotides. Its product is annotated as YTH domain-containing protein 2-like. The record is from RefSeq and is a predicted model, not a curated record. The transcript has 6 exons. Bases 5 to 871 code for a protein of 288 amino acids. Lineage: Eukaryota; Metazoa; Chordata; Aves; Accipitriformes; Accipitridae.